AUGUUUUUUUAUUAAAAAAAUAAUUAAAUAAAUUAUGUUUAAUAAUAUUAAAAAAAAAAAUAACAAACAUAAUUUUUGUUUAAAAAAAAAAUUUAAAUUUAUUAAAAUUUAAAUAUAAAAAAUAAAAUGUAAGAUUAACCAUCAGAAAAACAAUCAAUUUAAGUAACAAUAAGAGUUCGCCCUUUAAACAAAAACGAGAAACAAGAAAGUCAAUAAACAUGUAUCAAAUUUAAUCAAUAAUAACCAAAUUCAAUAUAACUUGAAACAUCAUCCUAAUCAAACUUAAAGACAUUUUAAUUUGAUUAUAUAGCUCAUUAAUAUACUACUUAAUAGGAAAUAUUUCAAAAAAUAGCACUUCCAGCAGUUGAUAAUUGUUUUGAAGGUUAUAACGCUUGUAUUUUUGCAUAUGGAUAAACUGGAGCAGGUAAAACAUUCACAAUUACAGGUUCUUCUGAUUUAGAAUAAGUUUUGGAAACAGAAAAUAGAGGGUUACUUCCAAGAGUAUUAGAAAAUAUAUUUGUAAGAAUAAAUAACCAGAAAUCAUAAAAAAACGUUGAAUAUUUAGUGAAAUGUAGUUAUUUAGAAAUCUAUAAUGAACAUAUAAUAGAUUUACUUUCUAAUAAUUAAACAAGUCUUUAAUUAAGGGAAGAUUUAAAAAAAGGUGUUUUUGUAGAAAAUUUAACAGAAUAAAUAACACGAACAUUAUCAAAUGCAAUAGAAGUAUUAAAAAAAGGAGGAAAAAAUCGUCAUAUAGGAUUUACUUCAAUGAAUAGGGAAUCAUCACGUUCCCAUACUGUAUUUUCAAUAAUUUUAGAAUCUAAAAGUGUACAAGAAGGAAUAACAUAAUUAAGAUUUUCCCAUUUUAAUUUAGUAGAUUUGGCAGGAAGUGAAAGAACAAAACAGGGAAAUAUUAAAGGGGAAAGACUUCGUGAAGGAUGUAAUAUUAAUAGGUCUUUGAGUAUUUUGGGAAACGUAAUUAACUCUUUAGUUGAAAUUGAUGGAGGAAAAAGCAGGCAUAUACAUUAUAGAGAUUCUAAACUAACUUUUUUUUUAAAAGAUUGUAUUGGAGGAAAUUCAAAAACUAGAUUUAUUGCUAAUAUAUCGCCUUUUUCAGGGGCUUUUUAAGAAACUGUUUCCACUUUAAAAUUCGCUUAAAGAGUAAAAUUAAUUAAAAAUAAAGUUCAGAUUAAUGAAGACAAUUCCGGUAAUGCGGAAUGUCUAAACAAUUAAAUAAAAAAACUAAAAUUGGAAAAUCUUUAGUUCAAAUAAAUGAUAUUAUAAAAAGAAAUUG
This is a messenger RNA of Ichthyophthirius multifiliis, 1291 nucleotides long. RefSeq names its product kinesin motor domain protein. Gene Ontology annotation, biological process: microtubule-based movement. Gene Ontology annotation, molecular function: microtubule binding; microtubule motor activity; ATP binding. NCBI's taxonomy places the organism in Eukaryota, Ciliophora, Oligohymenophorea, Hymenostomatida. The record is from RefSeq and is a predicted model, not a curated record. The annotation marks the transcript as partial. The transcript is spliced from 2 exons.